AUGAUGCCGUACGGUAGAUUAAAUGAAGUAGAGCCAAGAAUUAAAAACCGAGAAAAAAGGCGACGCUAUUCCUCUUUAUUUGAUUUUGAUCUAGCAUUUCUUAUCCGACCUAUCACACAAAACCCCGAUAGUAACAAGAGCCUUCAGCCUUCACAAUGCUGCGUUUAUGAUUUGGCUUUCAAACCAGAUGGUUCGGAAUUGCUCGUUGCUGCUGGUACGAAAGUUUUGAUUUAUGAUGGUACAGAUGGCACAUUGUUGCAGUCUUUGAAAGGUCAUAAGGAUCUCGUGUAUGCCGUUUCAUUUUCAUAUAAUGGCGAAAAUUUUGCAUCCGGUUCCGCCGACCGUUCUGUUAUCAUAUGGACAGAGCAACAUGAAGGAACGCUUAAAUAUAUACACAAUGAAGCGAUACAGUGUCUUGCUUUUAGUCCUGCAACAUGCUUUUUGCUUAGCUGUGCCAUCAGUGAUUUCGGGAUAUGGACUCAAUUGGAAAAAAGUGUUAGCAAACAGCGAACAUCAAGCAGGUGCAUUUGUUGCGCAUGGAGCUGUGAUGGUCAACUUUAUGCCAUUGGAAUGUUUGACGGCACUGUAUCUCUGCGUUCCGCUACGAAUAAUAUAGAAAUAAAGAAGAUUGAACGACCCUCUGGCGAGCCUGUUUGGGCGAUUACUUUUGGGGCAGCUCGAAGCACUUCCACUUUUGACGAAAUUCUGGUAUUGGUAGAUUGGGCACAAACAGCUGCAUUUUACGAUUUGGAAGGAAAUCAGCUUGUCCGAGAAGACAAAAAACUUGGCUAUGAUCCUACAGGAAUAGAAUUUUUUAACUACGGCCAGUUUCUAAUAAUAUGUGGCUCCAAUCAUCAGGUCACUCUUUAUAGUCGCGAAGGAACAACGCUGGGUACAGUUGCACAGAUGGAUACAUGGGUGUGGACAGUAAAAACUAGACCGAAUACAAACGCAGUUGUUGUUGGUUGCGUGGAUGGUACAUUGGCGUGCUACCAGUUAAUGUUUAGCACAGUACAUGGAUUGCAUAAAGAACGAUAUGCGUACCGCGAGAAUAUGACCGAAGUGGUCGUGCAACAUCUUUCAAAUCAAACAUCCAUCAGAAUUUAUUGUAAUGACUUAGUUCGCAAAGUGGCUGUAUACUAUAACCAUUUAGCAGUGCAGCUCAUCGAUCGUGUUGAAAUAUAUCGCCUUAUGGUAGAGGGCGAUGAGGGACAACCGGAAUAUAAAUUGGUUGAGAAAAUAAACCGUUCGUUCGAAUGUUCACUGCUUGUGAUCUGCACGCAUCAUCUGAUACUCUGCCAAGAACGACGCUUGCAAUGCUAUGACCAUAAAGGACUUAAACAACGGGAAUGGUUACUUGAAUCUCUGAUACGUUAUAUAAAGGUUGUUGGUGGACCAUCAGGACGAGAAGCCAUAUUAAUCGGUCUGCGAAAUGGAGCUGUAUGUAAAAUUUUUGUGGAUAAUCCGUUCAUAACAGAGGUAUUGCGUUUAAAAAGUGCUGUCAGGUGCCUUGAUAUCAGCCAUAUGAGAGGAAAACUUGCAAUCGUCGAUGAAACCGGAAUUUGCACCACUUUUGAUGUCAAAACUAAACAGCUUCUAUUCCAAGAGCCAUCAUGCAACAGUGUUGCGUGGAACGCUGAUCAGGAGAAUCUUUUAUGUUACUCUGGUAGUGGCGCACUGUGUAUUAAAGCUAACAAUUUCUCUUCGCAUCAACAGAGAAUGCAAGGCUUUGUAGUUCGGUUUUCGGGAAAGCGUGUCUUCUGUUUGCAUAUGUUUGCCAUGAUUGCAGUGGAAGUGCCUCUGUCUAAUCAGUUAUACCAAUACCUUGAACAGAAAAUGUACAGGGAAGCAUACGAUUUGGCAUCGUUAGGUGUAACUGAAGGUGACUGGGAAAUUCUUGGCCAUGAUGCUUUACUUAACUUUCAACUCGAUAUUGCUCAAAAAGCUUUUCAUAGAAUUAAAGAUGCACGUUACCUCCAAUUGAUCUCGGAAAUCAAGGAUAUGAUAAAAGGGAAUGCGAAAAAGGAGCUGAUUCUGGGAUGUAUAAAAGCUUAUGAAGGAAGAUAUCGCGAAGCAGCGAUAUUAUUCCAAAAAACUGGACAGGAGCAAAAAACUCUAGAAAUGUUCACAGAUUUGCGCAUGUUUGAUCAAGCUCAGGAACUGUUAUCGUCCGCCUCCGAAGAAACUCAAAAAGCCCUGUUACGAAGGCGUGCUGAUUGGGCACAGAAUUCAAAUGAGCCCAUAAUUGCAGCCGAAAUGUUUGUAGCUUCAGGCGAUUAUGAUAAAGCAGUUAAUCUUAUGAUCAAAAAUGAUUGGAUUGAUAUGCUGAUCAAUCUUGCACAUCGUAUCGACAGAAGCAACGUUGACGUAUUGCGCACCAUUGGAAAUUAUUUGGCAAAAAAAGAAGAAUAUACUCUUGCCUCCCAUUUAUUCCAAUCGAUCAGUGAUAUCCGUGCCGUAAUAAACAUGUAUGUCGGUGCGGCGCUGUGGAAUGAUGCAUUUCUAGUAGCAGCGAAGCACCAAAAAUAUAAUGAACAAGUUUACCUGCCUUACGCACGUUGGUUAGCAGAAAAUGAUCGUUUUGAUGAGGCUCAAAAUGCCUAUCAUAUGGCCGGGCAUGAUGUGGAAGCAUUGCAAGUUUUGGAGCAAUUAAUGGGAAAUGCUGUUCAAGAAAACCGUUUCGUUGAUGCUGGAUAUUAUAAUUGGAUGCUAAGCAUGCAAUAUCUAGAACGGUGCAACAAUGAUCCUAAAUUGAAUGAAAAAUUUCUGGACUUUAGUGACAAAGCAAAUUGCUACUAUGCCUUCGAUGUCAUUCAUAAAUAUCUGGCCGAACCUUUCACGAGCUGCCCAGCCGAUGCUCUAAUCAAUAUUGCACGUUAUUUGGCUUUUCAAAAGGAAAUUUACAAGAUAUCACGAGUGAGUAUAUUAUACACUUUAAUGAAACAGGGUCAAGUGCUGGGUGCCUACAAAUUAGCACGAUAUGCCUUGGAGCAACUCAGUUAUUUGAAAAUUCCACGUCGUUUUGAAAAGUUUAUUGAAAUAGAUGCUCUAAUGAUCCGAUCGAAACCCUUUACCGAUGCAGAAGAAUUGCUGCCAAUGUGUUAUAGAUGUGGCAUCUCUAAUCCUCUCAUUGGCACUAAUGAAUGCAUACAUUGCAAAACUCCGUUUAUUUUAUCAUUUGUAUCAUUUGAAGUUCUACCUCUUGUAGAAUUUGUUGUCAGUGAUGAUAUAAAUUUAGAAGAAGCUCGACAACUGAUCAGUACUGAACCCCCUCUUGAUCAGAUUGGAAACCCCUUACAGGAGCAGAUGAAUCUGAAAACUGGCAAAGUUGUGGCAGAUCGUGAAACGUUGCUUAAAUUGGAAAAGCAACAGGUUAUAAUUGCUGAGUGGCCGUCACCGCUCGUUACCCGUUUUUAUUACAAUGUUAUACCAGAAAUUUCGAUAACUCAAUGCAGUUCUUGUUACCGUAUGUUUCAUGCGGACGACUUCGAAAUGGCGUGCCUCAAAACUGGUGCAUGCCCUUUUUGCCAUGUGGUUCCACAAAAGAAAAUAGAUCAUAACUUUAUUGAUGACAACUAUAUAGAAUGA
Cercopithifilaria johnstoni is the source of this 3588-nucleotide messenger RNA. NCBI's taxonomy places the organism in Eukaryota, Metazoa, Nematoda, Chromadorea, Rhabditida, Onchocercidae. The record is from the annotation of a GenBank genome assembly.